Molecule: messenger RNA, 2373 nt
Organism: Durio zibethinus
Lineage: Eukaryota; Viridiplantae; Streptophyta; Magnoliopsida; Malvales; Malvaceae
Product: stomatal closure-related actin-binding protein 1-like
Biological process (GO): actin filament organization; regulation of stomatal movement
Molecular function (GO): actin binding
Source: RefSeq, a predicted model, not a curated record
AAAAUCCGACGGGGACUCCUCUUCUUAUUUCUUUCCAUCGCCUUUUCAAAAAGCAGAGCAACCAACCAACAACCCAAAAAGAAAAGAGAAAAAACACUUCACUGCAUAUUCUCUUUUCUCUCUUGAUUUUUUUUUCCUCGUUAAUUAUUUUUAUAUUAAUUUCUCGAGAGAAUCCAAAAACUUUUCUUACAUUUCAUCCUACCUGAUCCAGCAACCUAGUAACGCUUUUUAAUUUUCCUUUUUCCUUUUAUUUUUAUAUUUUUCAUGAUCUAGGGUAGUUUCGGAACAAUGACGAGGGUAAAUCGGAAUUUUGGUGAUACUAUACAAAAGGAAGCAAUUCCAGCUGUAUCAGCUGAUGUGAUAUUUGCUUCGAGUCGUUUUCCCAAUUAUAAAAUUGGGGCAAAUAAUCAGAUUCUGUAUCCCAAAGAAGAUCCUAAAGUUUUGUCCAUGAAAGAGGUUGUUGCUCGUGAGACCUCGUUGUUAUUGGAGCAGCAGAAUCGCCUCUCUGUUCGUGACCUUGCUAGUAAAUUCGAGAAGGGGUUAGCUGCUGCUGCUAAGUUGUCUGAAGAGGCUCGACUCAGAGAGGCAGCUUCACUGGAGAAACAUGUCCUUUUGAAGAAGCUUAGAGAUGCCCUGGAAUCUUUAAAAGGACGUGUGGCUGGGAGAAACAAGGAUGAUGUGGAGGAGGCGAUUGCAAUGGUGGAAGCCCUGGCAGUUCAACUGACUCAAAGAGAAGGAGAGUUGAUUCAAGAGAAGGCAGAAGUAAAGAAACUAGCAAAAUUCCUUAAGCAGGCCUCUGAAGAUGCUAAGAAACUUGUUGAUGAGGAAAGAGCUUUUGCUCGAGCUGAAAUUGAGAAUGCUAGAGCCGCAGUUCAAAUAGUGGAAGAGGCCCUUCAAGAGCAAGAACAAAUAUCUCGAGCUUCAGGCAAACAGGACUUGGAAGAAUUAAUGAAGGAGGUUCAAGAGGCUAGAAGGAUCAAAAUGCUACACCAACCUAGCAAGGUUAUGGAUAUGGAACAUGAGCUUCGUGCAUUAAGGAUUCAACUUGCAGAGAAGUCUAAGCAUUCCCUACUGCUUCAAAAAGAGCUAGCAAGAAGCAAGAGAAUCGAGGAAAAUUUAUCUCAUUUGUAUGAAUUGGGGGGGGCUGAAAUUUUAGGUUCAUAUUUGCGGAUUAAACGUUGUUCUGAUAUUGCUCCAGAACUUUCCCAAUGUUCAAUUCAGUGGUAUCGUAUUUCAUCUGAAGGUGGCAAAAAGGAGCUUAUAUCAGGUGCUAGCAAAUCAGUUUAUGCUCCGGAGCCUUUUGACGUUGGUCGAAUCCUGCUGGCUGAGAUUAUUUAUGAUGGCCAGCUAAUCAAAUUGACAACUACUGGUGCUAUUGAUCCAGCUGCUGGUUUGGGAAACUAUGUGGAGGCACUUGUGCGGAAACAUGAUGUUGAAUUCACUGUAGUUGUUACCCAAAUGAAUGGUUCAGAUCAUCCAUCAGAAUCUAUUCAUGUACUACAUGUGGGAAAGAUGAGGAUGAAGCUAUGUAAAGGAAAGACAACAAUUGCUAAGGAAUAUUAUUCCAGCUCAAUGCAGCUGUGUGGAGUUAGAGGGGGCGGAAAUGCAGCCGCCCAGGCAUUGUUUUGGCAAGCAAACAAAGGGCUUUCAGUUGUAUUAGCAUUUGAAUCAGAGAGAGACAGAAAUGCAGCCAUUAUGCUUGCUAGGAGAUUUGCUUUUGACUGUAAUAUCAUGCUCGCUGGCCCUGAUGACAGAGAUCUUUAGGAACCUAAUAGAUCCUCAGAAUUCUGUUUUGCUAAUUGUAAUUGCUUUGAGUUUUAUCAUGUAUCAUAAGUUUGUAAUGCUAGGACGUGACAUUAUUUGAUUCUGUAUUGGGUUUCCACCAUUCUUUUUUUUUUUUUUUUUUUUCCUAUUUUGCCUUUUCCUUUUGCAUUCUCCUGUCCCAAUAUAAAGGCAUUGUUUUUGGUUUGCCUUUCGUAUUAACAUAACAUAUUCAGACCUAGCUUUGGAGGAUUUCUGGAGCAGUCUAUAUUUGUUGAAUGGUUUAUGCAUAACGACUGAUGUGUGAAUGAUGAGUUCCCAAUUUGAUAUAGGCCAUUUCAUUAUAUUAAGUGUUAUUGUAUUGCCCUUUUAUGGUUUUCCUAUGUACAAUUGGUAUAAAAAAAUUUGUAGCUGUGCCUAUGAUAUUUGAAAAAGCUAGCCACAUUUCUAUGUCAAUAUCCAUAUUUCUGUUUAUCCUCGUAUUUCAUGUGCUUGGUGGUUCAUCUAAGGCUCAUUUACUGGCUUAAGAAUAAGCUUAAGAUUGGCUCAACCCAACUUCAAGCGCCCACAAAAAAAAAAAAAAAGGUAAUAUGGAUGAUGCAGAAAGGACAA